Molecule: messenger RNA, 2640 nt
Organism: Nematolebias whitei (Rio pearlfish)
Lineage: Eukaryota; Metazoa; Chordata; Actinopteri; Cyprinodontiformes; Rivulidae
Product: plexin-A2
Exons: 15
Coding region: 1-2220 (739 amino acids)
Biological process (GO): regulation of cell migration; semaphorin-plexin signaling pathway involved in axon guidance; negative regulation of cell adhesion
Cellular component (GO): semaphorin receptor complex
Molecular function (GO): semaphorin receptor activity
Source: RefSeq, a predicted model, not a curated record
AUGGUGAAACAGCAUGAAGUUCUGGGCCGUAACUUAGUGCCAUCUGCAUCUGGUGGAGCGAGGCUCAAUUACACGGUGCUGAUCGGAGAUACGCCCUGCUCUCUAACCGUGUCUGAUACUCAGUUACUCUGCGAGCCCCCGAACCUCACUGGGCAACACAAAGUCCUGGUCCAAGUAGGGGGACUUCACAUCUCUCCAGGAGAAGUUCACAUCCGAUCAGACAGUUUGCUCACCCUCCCUGCUAUCGUCAGUAUCACUGCUGGAGGAGGGCUGCUGCUCAUCAUUGUCAUCAUCGUCCUGCUGGCUUACAGACGCAAGUCACAUGAGAACGACCUCACUCUGAAGCGCCUGCAGAUGCAGAUGGACAAUUUGGAGUCCAGAGUUGCUCUUGAGUGUAAAGAGGCUUUUGCAGAACUACAGACGGACAUCAAUGAGUUAACCAGUGAUCUGGACAGAGCUGGCAUUCCCUUCUUGGACUAUCGCACUUACUCCAUGAGGGUUCUCUUUCCCGGCAUCGAUGAUCACCCUGUGCUGAGAGAGCUGGAGGUGCCGGGGAGUGGACAGGCGAAAGUGGAGAAAGCCUUGAAGCAGUUUGCUCAGCUGGUGAAUAAUAAGGUUUUCCUGUUGACAUUCAUUCGUACGCUGGAGAUGCAGCGAUCUUUCUCCAUGCGUGACCGCGGCUACGUUGCUUCGCUUAUCAUGACGGCUCUGCAAGGACGGCUGGAGUAUGCCACGGACAUCCUCAAACACCUGCUCUCAGACCUCAUAGAACGCAACCUGGAGAGCAAGAACCACCCCAAACUGCUCCUACGGAGAACAGAGUCGGUGGCAGAGAAGAUGCUGACAAACUGGUUUGCCUUCUUGCUCCACAAAUUUCUCAAGGAGUGUGCUGGCGAGCCUCUCUUCAUGCUGUUCUGUGCCAUCAAACAGCAAAUGGAAAAGGGACCCAUAGACUCCAUCACAGGAGAGGCCCGCUAUUCCCUCAGUGAAGACAAACUCAUCCGGCAGCAGAUUGAGUACAAGACACUGACGCUGAGCUGCGUGAACUCCGACAAUGAGAACAGCCCAGAAAUCCCUGUCAAGGUGCUCAACUGUGACACCAUUACCCAGGUAAAGGAGAAGAUCCUGGAUGCUGUGUACAAGAACAUGCCAUACUCACAGCGACCACGAGCCACAGACAUGGACCUGGAGUGGCGGCAAGGCAGAACAGCUCGAGUGGUCCUGCAGGAUGAGGACAUCACAACAAAAAUCGAAGGCGACUGGAAGAGACUCAACACACUCAUGCACUACCAGGUGUCUGACCGCUGUGUGGUGGCCCUGGUACCCAAACAAAUGUCCUCCUUCAUCAUUCCUUCAUCCGCCAGCUUCCCACGCAGUAUCAGCCGAUAUGGUGUGGAUGUACCAUUCCGCUCCACACCCACCAGCCCUGACAGUCCCCACUCCCGUGUGCCCAUGCUCACCCCUGACCUGGAGAGCGGUGUCAAAGUUUGGCAUUUAGUAAAGAACCACGACCAUGGGGACCAGAAGGAGGGUGAGCGUGGCAGCAAGAUGGUCUCCGAGAUCUACCUGACGAGGCUGCUGGCAACAAAGGGCACUCUGCAGAAGUUUGUGGACGACCUGUUUGAGACCCUGUUCAGCACUGUGUGCCGAGGUACCGCCUUGCCUCUCGCCAUCAAAUACAUGUUUGACUUCCUCGAUGAGCAGGCGGACAGGCACGACAUCCAUGACAUGGAUGUUCGCCACACGUGGAAAAGCAACUGCCUCCCACUGCGCUUCUGGGUAAAUGUAAUCAAAAAUCCUCAGUUUGUGUUCGACAUCCAUAAAAGCAGCAUCACGGAUGCCUGUCUGUCCGUGGUGGCACAGACAUUUAUGGACUCCUGCUCAACAUCUGAACAUCGUUUGGGCAAAGACUCCCCAUCCACCAAACUACUCUAUGCCAAGGACAUACCACAUUACAAAAGCUGGGUAGAAAGGUACUACGCUGACAUCAACCGCCUACCUGCCAUCAGUGAUCAGGAUAUGAAUGCCUAUCUGGCUGAACAGGCUCGCCUCCACUCCAGCGAGUUCAAUGUGCUCAGUGCCCUCCAUGAGAUCUACGCUUACGUCAACAAGUACAGCCAAGAGAUCAUUGAGGCAUUGGAGCAAGAUGAACAAGCCCAAAGGCAGAAGUUGGCGUAUAAAGUGGAGCAGCUCACCUUAGCCAUGUCUGCAGAGAGCUGAGAUAAACACACACAAUAAACCAAAUCUACACAAAUAAACACAUCUGGUGUGCACACACUGUACACACGCACACCCCAAACCAAACUGCAACAGAGGAGUCCUCAACAUUCAACACGUGGUACGCAGAUGAGGACAUUAUCCCUCACAUACAUGAGCAUGUACAUGGACAUACACAAUCAAACAUAAUCACAAGUACUGAUACGGUUUACACAGACACUUCAGAUUUAAUGGACCUACUGCAUAAACUAACUUACAGCACACACAUACAUAAAUACAAAUGUAGAAACACAAAUCACUGAACACAUCAAACAGAGCAUCCCAAAGUAACUUUGAAUUCAAUGAAACAAUUUAUUUAAAAUCCAACAGGCAAAUAUUCAACUUCUAAAAACACUCCAAAAAAAAAAAAAAAAAAGAGAGAGA